Molecule: messenger RNA, 4643 nt
Organism: Centropristis striata (black sea bass)
Lineage: Eukaryota; Metazoa; Chordata; Actinopteri; Perciformes; Serranidae
Gene: unk
Product: unk zinc finger
Biological process (GO): cell morphogenesis involved in neuron differentiation
Molecular function (GO): mRNA CDS binding; metal ion binding
Source: RefSeq, a predicted model, not a curated record
CACUAUAAAACCUUCAUAAGUAUUUCAUUACCCCACAAUCAUUGGUUAGGUUAUGGUUGAACUUCAUGUCCCAGAGUUCCGUGUUUUUCAUUUACUACUACUUCCUCCUGCCUUGCGCAUGCUCACAUCGUUGUAGAAUGCGGAUUUCGAAGCUAGUGAGAAUAGCUAGCCAGUAAGCUAAAAACAAGCUUCUUGUUGUUAGGCUUCAAACGGGCAAAAUGUCUAAAACACACUCGCAGCCCCCGUCGUCUUCGGCAGCGACGACUACCGGGGGACCCUCGUCGUCCUCUUCGUCUUCACCCGCAGGGGGCUCGACAUCUCCCGCAACCGUGUUGAACGUGCAGCCCGAGAAACCUCAACAUUACACAUAUCUGAAGGAGUUCAGAACUGAGCAGUGCCCCCUGUUCGUACAGCAUAAAUGUACACAACAUAGACCAUUUUCCUGUUUUCACUGGCACUUUCUGAACCAGCGGCGCCGGAGACCCAUCCGUAGACGAGACGGGACCUUUAACUACAGCCCAGAUGUUUACUGUACCAAAUAUGAUGAGGGAACAGGCACCUGUCCCGAUGGAGAUGAAUGCCCUUUUCUACAUCGGACAGCAGGUGACACAGAGCGCAGAUACCACCUCCGCUACUAUAAGACAGGAUCAUGUAUACAUGAAACAGAUGCAAAAGGCCACUGCAGCAAAAACGGCUCCCACUGUGCCUUUGCACACGGAUCACAUGACCUGCGCAGCCCUGUUUAUGAUAUCAGAGAAGUGCAGGUAAUGGAGUCUCAGGGAGGCUCUGGGCCCACAGAGGGAAGUGGAGGAGAUGGACAGUCUGGACAGGCAGCAAGUACAGCCCUCAUAGAGAAGAUCCUGAGCGAGGAACCACGCUGGCAAGAUAACAACUACGUGCUGUCCCACUACAAGACAGAACUCUGUAAGAAACCUCCUCGUCUGUGCCGUCAAGGUUAUGCUUGUCCAUACUACCAUAACAGCAAAGACAGGAGGCGCAGCCCGCACAAGCACAAAUACAGAGCAUUGCCGUGUCCAGCUGUAAAACAGAGUGAAGAAUGGGGGGAUCCAAGUAAAUGUGAGGGAGCAGAGGGAUGUCAGUAUUGCCACACAAGAACAGAACAGCAGUUCCACCCCGAGAUCUAUAAAUCCACAAAGUGUAAUGACAUGCAGCAGUGUGGCAGCUGUCCCAGAGGGCCCUUCUGUGCCUUUGCUCAUGUUGAAAGGCCGUUUGUUACAGAGGAACCACCAUUCCCCACACCAAGCUCCCCUCCGCCCCCCAGACCACCAGACCCUCUUCCCUCCCAGGAAGCAUCUUCAAGUCCCAUCAGACACAACAUGGGGCCUGGGCCUAGUUCUGGUUCUCUUUCAGACCCCUACUCCCCGUCCGCAGGGUCCUGCGUAGCGGAGCAGGGGCUGCUGGGUAGUGUUUUGUCCUUGUGUGAGGACAUGAGUGGGAGAGCAGAGCCUCUGUCUCCGUGGGCAGGAGAGGGAGGGUACGGCAGAGCACCAGGGUUCGAGAGGGAGGAUCAGGCAAAGCAAAGGAGUUUUGCUCUUGAGCAGCGCAACAGAGAGUUGGCAACAGUGCAAAGCAAACAGGACUUGCUAGUGUUUCUGCCUGUGGGAAGUCCUUUGAGUCUGUCCUCCAGCAUCCCUUCCAGCCUGGCCGCCACCCCCCCCAGCCCCGCCCCUCUCGGACCACCAGGAUCCAGCAUCUCCUCCGGCAUGAACGCUAACGCCCUGCCCUUUUACCCCACCAGCGAGACUGUAGAGUCAGUUGUUGAGUCGGCGCUGGAUGAUCUGGACCUGAACGAUUUUGGUGUGUCGGUGUUGGAGAGGAGCUUGGAAAGCAGCUCUGCUCUGCCCAGCGUGGGAGUUAUGCUGGGAGGUAGUCAGUUUCAGAGUUCUGCCCCAGUCAAUAUACCAGGAUCCUUUAGCAGCUCUGCUCCUUUUAGCUCCCCUUCACCAUCUCCUCCAAUCAGGCCACAUACUUCGCCAUUCUUUUCUACUCACCUGUCACAACCUGGCCAAUCAGAAAGCACCUUCCUGGGACCAUCUCACAGCUCUUUAGGUCUGAAUGGUAUGAGCACUAAUAUCUGGGAGCAUUUCCCAUCAGGCCAGGGUUCCCCUGGUACACCACCCACCCUCCUGCCCUCUGGGCCCUGUGCAGAGACUUCAAGGCUCAAACAGGAGCUAGAGGAAGCUCAUAGAGCACUAAAACAGUGGGGUCACAGCUGGAGGCACACAGCUCAGUCGUGGGCUGCACUUAAAGCAGAUGCAGAGGAGUCUCGUGCACAUGCAGCACGGUUAGCCAUGGAAGCAGAGAGAGCCAAGCAGGCUGAGGAGGAGGCACAGAGACAGGCUUCUCUCCUGCAGGAAGCCCUGGAGAGCUUAAGGAGUGGAGACAACCCCCAUCUAGCACUGCAUCAACUCCAGCUACUACACAGACUACCUUUGGAGUCCGUCCUCAGUUUGCAGGCUCAGCUCUGUAGCUGCUUACAUGCUGUGGAACAGGUGGUGUACAGGAAACAGAGACAGUGCUGUGUGACGUGUGGGGAGGCGGGCUCAGUGUCCCUGGCCUGUGGCCAUGGACUACAGUGUGAGAGCUGCUCCACCUCUACAGAGUGCCCGCUCUGCCCCGAACAGACCCUGGAACAACAGCUCUCUUGACCCCACAAGCCGCUUGGACCACCACAGAGCACCACAGAUUCCAGACCAGUCAGUCCUGAUUCCAUAGAUACCAGCCUUGGAUGUCAACCGCCAUUCAAAAUUAUGUCGAGGUCAUUUUAUAAUGUGGUAAUAACAAGCGCUGAUCUGGUUUUGUAUUUUUAAGAUGACGUUUACUGAUGAAUGACCAGCACAGGUCACUAAGUGAAAGCUCUUAAUGUGGAAUUUAAGGAUGAAUCAUUGUUGUCGUGGUUACCCGUGGAACACCAAUAUUUUUUACUAGUUAAUGCUCUUGACCAACAACACUGUUCUUUACCCCUGCUCUUGAUUCGUAAAAAUUACUUAAAGACCUGCUGUUAUUUCUUCUAUUACUCUCAAAUAUAUACAUAUAUAGAUCUAAAUUGUACUUAAAUGUUUUAAAGCUAAGCUCACCCUAAAGAACACAUUUCCAGAGUGUUAUUGAUCCAUCUGGAUAGCUUCAGUGUGAUUUGAUGAGAUUUAAAGAUUUUUGUCGUCUCUUACGUACAUCAAAGGUCAGCGGCAUUGGAUUUUUGGCACUCAAUGCUCCAAAACAUUUCAUAUAAAAAUGUAACAGUUGGGCCUCUUUCCAGAAAUAAUUAUUAACGGCAGUCGUCAUGAACGAUUAUCUGAAUCCAGAGUCCAUGUGAAUGUAAAACUACAAAGGUCUUAGCUGCAGAAUAUCUAAGUCAUGCAUGUUGGCCAGGUAGUGUCCCUCUGGUGCACUCUGCUGUGUGCUUGCGGCCAAUCCAGGGUCCCAUGAGUGACUGUAUUAUGAUUUCUGAAAAGAUUUUAAAAGCUUCUAGAUCAGGGGUAGGCAACCUGAGGCUCUGGAGCCACAUGCGGCUCCUCAGGCCAUUUGCAGCGGCUCCCAGUGGCUGUGACAACAAUAUUAUACGAAAUUAAACAGUUAUUUACAUUUUAAUGUUAGUCAGGGUUCGUAUGGGUGCUUGAAAUCCUUGAAAACGCUUGAAUUUAAAUGUUGUAUUUUCAAGGUUUAAAAAGUGCUUUGAUUUUGGAUAAAGUGCUUGUAAAUGCUUGAAAUUCUCACUGUAUUUCUCUUGCAAUCUGACUAUAUCCAUCUAUAGACUAUAGAUAAUCACAUGUUCAAUGUAAAAAAUAAUGAGUAGCCUAUCUUAAAAGAAUACCGUUCCUCCUAAAAAUGUACCAUCGCUGUUGGUGUGGUUCAGUGAAAUCUCCCCCUUUUAGUAUGUAAGUACUCAUCUAAAAUAUGCAAUUUACAACAGGUGUAAGAUACUGGAAAAGCUUGAAAAUAUACCUUGAAAGUCUUUGAAAAAUGCUUGAAUUUGACCACUGCUAAACUGUACGAACCCUGGUUAAUGUUCAUGUUUAUCACUGGUGUAGGCCCAAAGCAAUUUGUAUUCUUUGUGUUCUGACAUUAACAUUUUUUUAAACAUUUUAGUCAACUAAAUUGCUUACGAAAGUCUACAGCCCGGCACCUUAAACUCUAAAUAUUGCCAACUUCAAGUCUUGUUUUGACUUGCUGCAUUCUUACAAAAUCAUAUCAAGAAAUGCUCGUUAUGACCUUCUAGAGAUGCUGGUAGGCUAAUUGAUGGUAGAUUUAGUAUGUUGUUUUACUUCAUUGUAAGGCUGAAAAUAAGGUCUGUGGCUCCAUAAGACAUUUUUCUCUUUUUUUGGUCAACAGUGGCUCUUUUUCUAGUAAAGGUUGCCGACCCCUGUUCUAGAUGGAUGGAUGACACUGCAAGUUUGCACUUAGCAGGGUAUUUGAGCUGUCUUAACAAAGUGAAACUGGUCUGACUGAAAACACUUAAGGGCAUAUUUAGCAUCAUCCAGACAAUGAUCCUAUAUUGCUAUAGCCAAAAGGAGGCCGUCGUACCAGUCUGCUGGUAGUGCUUGUCUAGAUUAUAAUGAAUUUCUUGUUGAUUUCUUGAUUCUUUUUUAUUCAUAGGUUUUUUUAUUUAGGAAAAAAAAAUGUAA